Episyrphus balteatus (marmalade hoverfly) is the source of this 1471-nucleotide messenger RNA. RefSeq lists its product as uncharacterized. The record is from RefSeq and is a predicted model, not a curated record. The coding region runs from base 149 to 1243 and encodes 364 amino acids. Lineage: Eukaryota; Metazoa; Arthropoda; Insecta; Diptera; Syrphidae. The transcript is spliced from 2 exons.
GCGGAUCUAAUUUCAAAACUAUCAUAAAAUAAACUUCGUUGAGCAAUAAAGAAAAAAAAAAAGUUUAAAGAUCUUUAAAUAAACAAAUGCGAGCUCCAAUAAAUUCCAAUUUUAUUAUCAGCAAAAAGAACAUAAAAAUUUCAAAAAGAUGAAAUAUUGCAGAGAAAUGUUUCUCAAAUGUCCUCCGCCAGAGUCGGCGGUCAUUGUUACCGAAUCUCAGCUUCUUGACAAAGAUUCAAAAAGUAUCGACGAUGAGGGAACACGCAAGAAAGGUAAGAAGAAAUCAAGACGCAGACAAAAGCUACCCAAACAUGAUUCUCUCGAUGAUUCUUUAAAUUGGGUAACUGACUGUGAAGAAAGCUCAGAUGAUAGCCCAUCAACAUCGUCCAGGAGACGAAGGAACAAUCUACGUGCCGAACAAGAUCAAAUUCAGUUAAUAAUCAUGAGAGAAAUAUAUCAAGCGCAAUCGCAAGAUGUUAAAGAUGUUAUAAACGAUUUGUAUAGAUUACAUCUGAGACAGCAAAGAGCCGCAAUGCGCAAAAUGUCUCGACCUCGUUUGUUGUUGGCUAAGAAACCUAAAAAAAAUAACCUCAAGCCUAAAAUCAUCGCCAGAAAGCUUGGCGCUGGCGAAACAAAUGCAACAAACGUUGGCUUUGUGACCAACGUUAAGAUUCUAGCUAGACUACAACGUCGUCGUCGUAACCGCGGCAAACCUCGAUCGAAGAGGAAUUGUCACAAGAAAUUCCCGCGAAGGAGACGUCGCAGAAAUGCCAAGAAGGGAAACAGGCAGGGCAGAAAACGAUGCCUUCGCGCACAAAGACUAUUUGAUAAAGGUAUUUUCCUUGCUGGCCGAAAGCUGCUUGACGAAGUCUGGCAAGCUGUCAAGGAUCCCGAUGCUACAGCAACUACCUUUUGCAACAAUAACAUCCAUGGUCUUAGUAAGAUCCAUAAGAAACAAAUUGAACUUUAUGAAAGAAUCGAAGAGGAUUUGCAUCGUUUGGAUGCAGCUCGGCAGGAGAGAGCAGAAGCUGCUUUAGAGAGGAAAGCUAAGGAGCAAGAGAAAGAAGCAGCUAUUCAUGAGGGUUUUAAAAAUAAGAUAGAAGCUAGGGCAGCCGCUCGUGUUGAACAAGAUUCGUUGAGAAAGCAGCGUAGAGCUGCCCGCAAACAACGUGCUUUGGAAAAGAAGACUCAAAAAGAAAAGACCAAAUUUGAAGAGUACCUUAAACCUGUCGCUGUCGAGUGAUGGGAAAAUGGACAGACUAACUAUCAAGAUUAAGAAAUGCUCAGUUAUUGAACUUAGUUUAAGCUCGUUUUUAUAUAUCGAAAAAGUGAUAUUAUAUACUUCCUUUGUCUUUAAGUCCGUUCAAGAUUUUAUUUGUUUUCGACAAAUUGAAUUUUUGCUAUCUUGAAAUUUUUUGUUUGUUAAUUGUUACUUAAUAAAACUUUCGUAUUUUUCUAAUGUUUUUCAAAA